AUGUCUUCUUCUCAAUCCUCUUCACAAGAACUCUCUGAUAUGAGAACCUCCCAGCCUCUGGAGACAGACCAGCCCAAGGCCCAGCAUUCCAUGGACCCUCAAAAGGCUCCCGAGACUACAGAGCCUAGCCUCGAACUCCGUGGAGGUGGUGCCUGCGAUGGCAGACUUUGUGGCAUUAUUCCUUGCCCCAUUCCCGUCAACUGCUGGAUCAUCCCUUGCCCCUGCUGUUAA
Molecule: messenger RNA, 231 nt
Organism: Fusarium pseudograminearum CS3096
Lineage: Eukaryota; Fungi; Ascomycota; Sordariomycetes; Hypocreales; Nectriaceae
Exons: 2
Coding region: 1-231 (76 amino acids)
Source: RefSeq, a predicted model, not a curated record